GACCUAAGCAGUCGCACCACACCCCUUUCCCAGCCUUCAGCCCGCCUCCAACUCGCCAGUUUUCCGGCGAGUUCACUCAACGAGUCCCAUGGUCCCCCCCUCAUCUUUUCCUUCUUCCACGUCAUCCCUUUCGUACCAAAUCUCAUCAUUUCAAUCCGAUUCACGCGGAUUUUUUCUUUUAUUUCUUUUGUUUAAACAAAAAAUCCGAGUCCUUGAAAUAAAUGUUGGAAAAUGGGAGCCGUUGGAUUAAAUUUUGAUCCAAGACUUUCAUUUUCUAAUUUUUGUUAAAAAUGGGAUUUUCGGAUCUUGUUGGGGGCCACACAUGAUUUCUUGCUGAAGAAGGAGAAGCUUCGAGCGAGAGUUAUAUAUUGGAGGAUUUUCGGACAAAAAUAGGGAGGAGAAAAAAAGAAAAAAAGGCGGAGAAAAGGUCUAGGGUUCUUUGAGUCCUGAGAUUUUUUUAGUGUUUGCUUUGCAUUCCAGAAAAAUGAAAACAAAAAGAAGUUUAAGUUUGAUUUUUAUUCUGAGUUUUGUUUCAUUUCGAAAAAUUAGAAACAUAUUAAAAAUCUUAAUUCAUUUUUUGGAUUUCGCUUCAAAUAUGGACCUUGAUUGAGGUUGGUUGAAGCUCGUCGGAGUUGAAGUUCAUUUGCCGUUCGGGUUCCUAUUCGAAGUUCUUGUUCUUGUUUGCGAUUCACUUCAGUUCCUCAUCGCUGAACUUUCUUGUCCUCGCUUUUGGAAUUAAUUGAAAUUCUGAAUAUCCAGGUAUGGACCCGCUGAUUCAAUCCAAAGUGCUUAUGGUAGUAAAGAUUCCUAGGAAGUUGAUCAAGUGGUGGAAAAUGUUUUCAUCGUUAGAGAAGCAUGAGUUAAUGUAGAAAUUGGGCACCCUAACUUCCCUUCUUGAUAUCACACCCCGCCCGGACUUAGUGGAGGCGAUGCUGACUUAUUGGGAUUCGCAAAAUUUGAUUUUCAGAUUUGGAGAGUGUGAGAUGACUCCUACCUUGGCGUAAAUGUCUGGCCUCACUCGUUUAAGCUAUAUAGGCAAGGACAUGAUACUUCCCCGAGACCACUCUAGGACAGGAUUACUCAGCGACCUGGGCCUGAAAGAUAAUAAGCAUUUAAAAUGUCUCGAGCAGUCCUGGAUAUCCUUGGAUUAUUUGUUUGCUAGAUUUGGACCACAAGAUAGUUUUGACGUCUUUUGGGAUGAGUUCUGCACAACCAAUGCAAAGUGGCAAAGACGUCGCCUCGAAGCUUUCAGCCUUGCUUUGUUGGGAUUAUUGGUUUUUCCAUUAGAUGAGAGGCACAUUAGCACCCAUCUGCAGUCAGUGGUAAUGACAUUAUUUCAUGAGAAGCAACGCAAAACCGUUACUGUUGUGCCGAUGAUCUUAGCAGAGUUGUACCGAGCCCUGAGUGAGGUUAGGGGAUGUGUCAGAUAUUUUGAGGGAUGUAACCUUUUGCUACAGCUGUGGAUGAUGGAGCAUUUGCACACCGCUUCCUUACUUUGUCCCAUCGACCAUGCCUUGAGGGAUCGGGUGGUAUGCAUCGAACGUAGGACGAAAUCUCCUAAGUUUACGUACCCAGUAGGCGUCACGGCUUGGAUUGAGUCCCUUGGUUUGAGGACAAAUGGGAAUGUUUUGUGGGCUUACCUUUGGCUACCUUUGGAUGAUAUCUUGGUAGGGUGCCUCAUGCAGCCUUUCCUGAUGCUGAUAGGACUCAAGUGUGUCAGGCCGUACACUCCCAUUAGGGUAAUGCGGCAAUUGGGCAGAAGACAAGAGGAGCCUCCAACUUUGAAUCUUCGGCGGCACAUCAUAAAUUUUAGCAAAAAGGCGGCUGAUGAAAUCAGGUAUGUGCAAUACUAGAACAAUGCAAAGAGGAUAAAGAAAAAUACAUUAGUAGAGGACGUUGGCAGGCCCGAGUGUACUCAGGAGUACUUGAUUUGGUUACAGUCCGUCCCGCCAGGGGUCAGUACCCCAUUGCCAGCACAACUUAGGGGUCGGGCAGUUCAGACAGAUGAUUUUGAGGAGGCAUCGGACCAAGAUCCUUGGGAUAAGCUUGAGUUGAUAAAGUCUCAGUUAGCGGGAUUGGCAGCAAACGUGGAGCAGCAUGGCCAGUAUUUGUUUAGGGUCGGCCUUCAGGAUGCGGGGGCACACGCUAGGGCCUUUAUUCUAAGCAUCAAUGUUUCUUUACGAGGAAUUUUACAGAGUUUGAGCAUGACAGACAACCCAGGAUCAUCCCAGCCAGGACCGUCGCAUUUAGGAGCAGCUUGAGGAGUCAUUCUAUUUAGGUGUUUUGAGAUUGUCGUAUGUUGUCUUUUACUUUUGUGUCUUGUCUAGAAGUACUGAGUCCUUUAGGUAGUGUCAAAGUCUGUCGUAGUGUAGUUGAGUCUGUCAGGUCUUUUAUUAUCGCACUUCCUGUUGCAUUUUAAUAUCGAAAAGUUUUUAAAUGAAAAAUCCCAAAAAGAUUUUGUUUUUAA
Nicotiana tabacum (common tobacco) is the source of this 2467-nucleotide messenger RNA. Lineage: Eukaryota; Viridiplantae; Streptophyta; Magnoliopsida; Solanales; Solanaceae. The record is from RefSeq and is a predicted model, not a curated record.